AUGGUCUGUAAUUUUCUUUUCGCAGGACUGAGACUUGUUGAUGGAAGUUGGAACGGAGAAGGAAGAGUUGAAAUUUUUUACAACGGCAACUGGGGAACUGUGUGUGAUGACAGCUGGGAUUUAAACGAUGCAAGAGUCGUAUGUCGUGAACUUGGAUACUCUGGUGCUGUUAGCGCUCAUGGUUCUGCACACUUUGGCUCUGGAGGCGGUCAAAUUUGGUUGGACGAUGUCAACUGUAUGGGAAGUGAAACUUCCAUUGUAAAUUGCUCGCAUAGUGGAUGGGGCUCACAUGACUGUAGUCACGGUGAAGAUGCAUCUGUCGUUUGCUCAAGUAAGUAGUGUUCGCAAACAGGUCUCUGUUUAGUCUGGUUUUCCCUAUCGAUGCAAGCACAGCUUUUUUAUAAGGGUGACCAUUUCCUCGUGUAAAGGUUCUUAUUACAAGCGGAGCUAAGAAUUUUUCUUUUUCAGCGCUUGCAUGUGGUUUGCGUCGAUAGCGGCGAGAAACGAGGAAAGGCGGCGGCUUUCACAGGGUGGGGUUGCCAACGUUUUGUUUCGGUUGAAGACAGAAUUAACUUACAUGUACGGCUGUUCUCAGAACUACAACAUCUAUCCAUUUACAAACCUAUCCAGAUUGUUUUAAAAUGCGUAAGAACUUAUUAGUAAGCAUAUAUUGUAAAUCUUAAAAAAGGUAGUGACAAAUCCGGGGAUAGGAAAUUAUAGCAAGUUUCCUAAAGGUGUAAGACUUGAUCCAUUCAUUUUCUUACCUUGUUAAAGACAAAAGGUCAUUUCUCAUUAAUCUUAUCAUCACUCGUUUCCCACACAGAAUUAUUACUUUUAACAUGACAAAAAAGAUAUUUCUAACAAAGUGUUGGUACCACGGACAAAUUUAGCCUGCCCGUCCCUAACACUCACGCAUUUGUUUAAGAUAAUAAAUACUGAAAUUGUUGCACUGUAAGACUCAAGAUCUUGAAAACCAUAACUUAUUCGUUCAGUGACACACACCGCUUAAUAGGUAGCCCUUGACUAUACAAGGCCUUUCUUCGACUUUUCAGGACUGAGACUUGUUGGAGGAAACUGGAACGGAGAGGGACGAGUAGAGAUAUUGUACAGCGGCAGCUGGGGAACUGUGUGCGAUGACAGCUGGGAUAUGGACGAUGCAAGAGUCGCAUGUCGCGAACUUGGUUAUCCUGAUGCUGCUAGUGCUCUACAGUCCGCCCACUUUGGUGCUGGAAGUGGUCAAAUCUGGCUGGACGAUGUCAACUGUGCGGGAAGUGAAGAUUCCAUUGAGAAUUGCCCGCACUAUGGAUGGGGUUCACAUAACUGCGGUCACCAUGAAGAUGCAUCUGUCGUUUGUUCAAGUAAGUACGCGAGUAGUGCCCUCGUCUCAGUUGCAUAUGCUCCAUCUCUGUGACACAUGCUUGAUAUGAUAGGUUAUUAUUGGUUUAAUUCCCCCUCGAUUUGCACCCACAACCGACAGUCUUUGAUUGUAAGAAAUUCGACUUUUACAGAGCGAGUGAGACUUGUGGGAGGAAGCUGGAACGGUGAGGGGAGAGUAGAGGUAUUCUACAACGGUGCAUGGGGAACUGUAUGCGAUGACAUCUGGAAUCUGAAUAAUGCCCGAGUCGUAUGCCGUCAGCUGGGAUAUUCUGGCGCUUUUAGUGUUCCACAGUCCGCCCACUUUGGUGCUGGAAGUGGUCAAAUCUGGCUGGACAAUGUCAACUGUGCGGGAAGUGAAGAUUCCAUUGAGAAUUGUCCACACAAUGGAUGGGGUUCACAUAACUGCAAUCACAAUGAGGAUGCGGGGGUCGUUUGUUUAAGUAAGUUACAUGUAAUACGAUCCAAGCACGUUCCUGAUAAUUUCCUACUCACUUUAGGGUCAAUUUAUUUUAUUAAUGGUCGUUUUGGACAUUGCUAAGUUCUUGUUGUUUUCUAGUUACUUCACUUUCCAAAAUAACUGUAAAGGUGAGAGGAAAAUCUUCUUCAAUAGUCCAGAUUAUAUAAAUCUCUUGAUAAAUUGCAUUUAGCAGUUAACCGCGGCAUGAAAAAGUGCCUCGUUCCAUUGGCAAGGAAGUCUUUAAAAAUAUAUGAAGAAAAAUAAUUUCCCGGAUACUUUGUCAUUCAGUCACAGUUAAGGCUUCAGAGGUAUAUAUUCAAUGCUUCAUCCAUUAUCUAGAAUUUUUACGGGCCUUACACUUGCAAAGUCUAAAGAUUUAUGUACUUCUAGCUUGAUGUUCAACGUUUAAGUAAGGGUACUGAAAGAGGUUUAAGUCGCGUCAAAACGGUUUGAAUUGAAAAAUCAAUUACAUUGGAUUGCCAAUAUAUGAGGGACAAUCGAAAUACGACCACGUCAAAACGUUCAUACGACCAUUUUCCCUUACUCCUUGUUUGUUUCUCUGCUAAUUUUCUCUUACAGCAGGCACUUCAGCGAUUGUGUCGCCAUCAAUCAGUGCAACUGGAGUGUUGGGUAAGUAAAAAUUUCUCCAUCGGUUUCCAGAUCUGAAACUAAGUUGUCAUUGUACAUCGAGACAGUGAUUUUAAGAAUUGGAAAAUCAAACAUCUAAAACUUCGCGCGUCUCAUGUGUAAGAUAGUGUAGUUCUACUUUGAUAAUCUACAAUACCAGGAUGACGUGUUUAGUUCGCCUGAGUAUGAUAUUGAUUUUUUCCCUGGUUAACUCAUUUUGCAUGUGUGUUAUCAUCAUUAUUAUUGCUAUUAAUAUUAUCUAUUUAUUUUCCAGUAAGCGUGUCGGCAAGUGUAUCAAUCAGUCCAAGCUUGGAUGGUGAGUUCAGACCACGUGACGUUCUCAAGGGAAUUUGCCUUUUGUCUUUUAUUAAUGAUACACGCAUGUGUACGUGGAUAGCGCGAUAUUUAAAAGAAACAGUUCUUUAGGGUAACAUCAGAUGGUCUGUAAUUUUCUUUUCGCAGGACUGAGACUUGUUGAUGGAAGUUGGAACGGAGAAGGAAGAGUUGAAAUUUUUUACAACGGCAACUGGGGAACUGUGUGUGAUGACAGCUGGGAUUUAAACGAUGCAAGAGUCGUAUGUCGUGAACUUGGAUACUCUGGUGCUGUUAGCGCUCAUGGUUCUGCACACUUUGGCUCUGGAAGCGGUCAAAUUUGGUUGGACGAUGUCAACUGUAUGGGAAGUGAAACUUCCAUUGUAAAUUGCUCGCAUAGUGGAUGGGGCUCACAUGACUGUAGUCACGGUGAAGAUGCAUCUGUCGUUUGCUCAAGUAAGUAGUGUUCGCAAACAGGUCUCUGUUUAGUCUGGUUUUCCCUAUCGAUGCAAGCACAGCUUUUUUAUAAGGGUGACUAUUUCUUCGUGUAAAGGUUCUUAUUACAAGCGGAGCUAAGAAUUUUUCUUUUCCAGCGCUUGCAUGUGGUUUGCGUCGAUAGCGGCGAGAAACGAGGAAAGGCGGCGGCUUUCACAGGGUGGGGUUGCCAACGUUUUGUUUCGGUUGAAGACAGAAUUAACUUACAUGUACGGCUGUUCUCAGAACUACAACAUCUAUCCAUUUACAAACCUAUCCAGAUUGUCUUAAAAUGCGUAAGAACUUAUUAGUAAGCAUGUAUUGUAAAUCUUAAAAAAGGUAGUGACAAAUCCGGGGAUAGGAAAUUAUAGCAAGUUUCCUAAAGGUGUAAGACUUGAUCCAUUCAUUUUCUUACCUUGUUAAAGACAAAAGGUCAUUUCUCAUUAAUCUUAUCAUCACUCGUUUUCCACACAGAAUUAUUACUUUUAACAUGACAAAAAAGAUAUUUCUAACAAAGUGUUGGUACCACGGACAAAUUUAGCCUGCCCGUCCCUAACACUCACGCAUUUGUUUAAGAUAAUAAAUACUGAAAUUGUUGCACUGUAAGACUCAAGAUCUUGAAAACCAUAACUUAUUCGUUCAGUGGCACACACCCCUCAAUAGGUAGCCCUCGACUAUACAAGGCCUUUCUUCGACUUUUCAGGACUGAGACUUGUUGGAGGAAACUGGAACGGAGAGGGACGAGUAGAGAUAUUGUAUAGCGGCAGCUGGGGAACUGUGUGCGAUGACAGUUGGGAUAUGGACGAUGCAAGAGUCGCAUGUCGCGAACUUGGUUAUCCUGAUGCUGCUAGUGCUCUACAGUCCGCCCACUUUGGUGCUGGAAGUGGUCAAAUCUGGCUGGACGAUGUCAACUGUGCGGGAAGUGAAGAUUCCAUUGAGAAUUGCCCGCACUAUGGAUGGGGUUCACAUAACUGCGGUCACCAUGAAGAUGCAUCUGUCGUUUGUUCAAGUAAGUACGCGAGUAGUGCCCUCGUCUCAGUUGCAUAUGCUCCAUCUCUGUGACACAUGCUUGAUAUGAUAGGUUAUUAUUGGUUUAAUUCCCCCUCGAUUUGCACCCACAACCGACAGUCUUUGAUUGUAAGAAAUUCGACUUUUACAGAGCGAGUGAGACUUGUCGGAGGAAGCUGGAACGGUGAGGGGAGAGUAGAGGUAUUCUACAACGGUGCAUGGGGAACUGUAUGCGAUGACAUCUGGAAUCUGAAUAAUGCCCGAGUCGUAUGCCGUCAGCUGGGAUAUUCUGGCGCUUUUAGUGCUCCACAGUCCGCCCACUUUGGUGCUGGAAGUGGUCAAAUCUGGCUGGACAAUGUUAACUGUGCGGGAAGUGAAGAUUCCAUUGAGAAUUGUCCACACAAUGGAUGGGGUUCACAUGACUGCAAUCACUAUGAGGAUGCAGGGGUCGUUUGUUUAAGUAAGUUACAUGUAAUAGGAUCCAAGCACGUUCCUGAUAAUUUCCUACUCACUUUAGGGUCAUUUUUUUUAAUGGUCGUUUUGGACAUUGCUAAGUUCUUGUUGUUUUCUAGUUACUUUACUUUCCAAAAGAAUUGGUUAUUAUAACUGUAAAGUUGAGAGGAAAAUCUUCUUCAAUAGUCCAGAUUAUAAAAAUCUCUUGAUAAUUGCAUUUAGCAGUUAACCACGGUAUGAAAAAGUGCCUCGUUCUAUUGACGACGAAGUCUUUAAAAAUAUAUAAAGAAAAACAAUUUCCCGGAUACUUUGUCAUUCAGUCACAGUUAAGGCUUCAGAGGUAUAUACUCAACGCUUCAUCCAUUAUCUAGUAUUUUCACGAGCCUUACACUUGCAAAUUAAAGUCUAAAGGUUUAUGUACUUCUAGCUUGGUGUUCAACGUUUAAGUAAGGGUACUGAAAGAGAUUUAAGUCGCGUCAAAACGGUUUGAAUUGAAAAAUCAAUUACAUUGGAUUGCCAUUAUAUAAGGGACAAUCAAAAUACGACCACGUCAAAACGUUCAUACCACUAUUUUCCCUUACUUCUUGUUUGUUUCUCUGCUAAUUUUCUCUUAUAGCAGGCACUUCAGCGAUUGCAUCACCAUCAAUCAGUCCAACUGGAGUGUCGGGUAAGUCUUAACAUUUCUCCAUCGGUUUCCAGAUCUGAAACUAAGUUGUCAUUGUACAUCGAAACAGUGAUUUUAAGAAUUGGAAAAUCAAACAUCCAAAACUUCUCGCGUGGCAUUUGUAAGAUAGUGUAGUUUUACUUUGAUAAUCUACAAAACCAGGAUGACGUGUUUAGUUCGCCUAAGUAUGAUAUUGAUUUUUUCCCUGGUUAACGCAUUUUGCAGGUGUGUUAUCAAUAUUAUUAUCGCUAUUAAUAUUAUGUAUUUAUUUUCCAGUAAGCGUGUCGGCAAGUGUAUCAAUCAGUCCAAGCUUGGAUGGUGAGUUCAGACCACGUGACGUUCUCAAGGGAAUUUGCCUUUUGUCUUUUAUUAGUGAUACACGCAUGUGUACGUGGACAGCGCGAUAUUUAAAAGAAACAGUUCUCUAGGGUAACAUCAGAUGGUCUGUAAUUUUCUUUUCGCAGGACUGAGACUUGUUGGUGGAAGCUGGAACGGAGAAGGAAGAGUUGAAAUUUUUUGCAACGGCAACUGGGGAACUGUGUGUGAUGACAGCUGGGAUUUAAACGAUGCAAGAGUCGUAUGUCGUGAACUUGGAUACUCUGGUGCUGUUAGCGCUCAUAGUUUUGCACACUUUGGCUCUGGAAGCGGUCAAAUUUGGUUGGACGAUGUCAACUGUAUGGGAAGUGAAACUUCCAUUGUAAAUUGCUCGCAUAGUGGAUGGGGCUCACAUGACUGUAGUCACGGUGAAGAUGCAUCUGUCGUUUGCUCAAGUAAGUAGUGAUCGCAAACAGGUCUCUGUUUAGUCUGGUUUUGACUAUUGAUUCAAGCACAGCUUUUUAUAAGGGUGCCUAUUUCCUCGUGUAAAGGGUCUUUACCUUAUUACAAGCGGAGCUAAGAAUUUUUCUUUUCCAGCGCUUGCAUGUGGUUUGCGUCGAUAGCGGCGAGAAACGAGGAAAUGCGGCGGCUUUCACAUGGUGGGGUUGCCAACGUUUUGUUUCGGUUAAAGACAGAAUUAACUUACAUGUACGGCUGUUCUCACAACUACCACAUCUAUCCAUUUACAAACGUAUCCAGAUUGUUUAAAAAUGCGUGAGAACUUAUUAGUAAGCAUGUAUUGUAAAUCUUAAAAAAAAUAGUGACAAAUCCGGGGAUAGAAAAUUAUAGGAAGUUUCCUAGAGGUGUAAGACUUGAUCCAUUCACUUUCUUUCGUUGUUAAAGACAAAAGGUCAUUUCUCAUUAAUCUUAUCAUCACUCGUUUCCCACACAGAAUUAUUACUUUUAAAAUGAUAAAAAAGAUAUUUCUAACAAAGUGUUGGUACCACCGACAAAUUUAGGGUGCCCGUCCCUAAAACUCACGCCUUUGUUUAAGAUAAUGAAUACUGAAAUUGAUGCGCUGUAAGACUCAAAAAGCAAGAUCUUGAAAACGAUAACUAAUUCGUUCAGUGGCACACACCCUCAAUAGGUAGUCCUUGACUACACAAGGUCUAUCUUCGACUUUUCAGGACUGAGACUUGUUGGAGGAAACUGGAACGGAGAGGGACGAGUAGAGAUAUUGUAUAGCGGCAGCUGGGGAACUGUGUGCGAUGACAGCUGGGAUAUGGACGAUGCAAGAGUUGCAUGUCGCGAACUUGGUUAUCCUGAUGCUGCUAGCGCUCUACAGUCCGCCCACUUUGGUGCUGGAAGUGGUCAAAUCUGGCUGGACGAUGUCAACUGUGCGGGAAGUGAAGAUUCCAUUGAGAAUUGCCCGCACUAUGGAUGGGGUUCACAUAACUGCGGUCACCAUGAAGAUGCAUCUGUCGUUUGUUCAAGUAAGUACGCGAGUAGUGCCCUCGUCUCAGUUGCAUAUGCUCCAUCUCUGUGACACAUGCUCGAUAUUAUAAGUUGUUAUUGGUUGAAUUUCCUGUGAUUUUGCACCCACAACCGACAGUCUUUGAUUGUAAGAAAUUCGACUUUUACAGAGCGAGUGAGACUUGUUGGAGGAAGCUGGAACGGUGAGGGAAGAGUAGAGGUUUUCUACAACGGUGCAUGGGGAACUGUUUGCGAUGACAUCUGGAAUCUGAAUAAUGCCCGAGUCGUAUGCCGUGAGCUGGGAUAUUCUGGCGCUUUUAGUGCUCCGCAGGCCGCACACUUUGGUGCUGGAAGUGGUCAAAUCUGGCUGGAUGAUGUCAGCUGUGCUGGAAGUGAAGAUUCCAUUGAGAAUUGUCCUCACUACGGAUGGGGUUCACAUAACUGCAAUCACAAUGAGGAUGCGGGAGUCGUUUGUUUAAGUAUGUUACAUGUAUUAUGAUCCAAGCAAGUUUUUUUUCUUCUUACUUUAUGGUUAAUUUAUUAAUGCUCGUUUUGGACACUGGCGAGGCCUUCUCAUUUUCCUGUUACUUCGCCUUUUAAAAUAGUCGAGAUUAAAAUUGAUUAAAUUGGAUCUUAUAACUGUAAAAUUGCGACGAAAAUCUUUUACAAUAGUCCAAGUUAUUUAAAUCAAGUGAUAAAGUGCAUUUAGAAGUUAAUCGGCGUAUGAAAAAGUGUCUCGUUCUAUUGACGAUGAAGUCGUAAAUAUAAGUGAAGAAAAGAUGUUUAGGAGAUAUUUUGUUUUUCACUCACAGCUGAAGCUUCGGAGGUAUACUCAACGCUUCAUCCAUUAUCUAGAAUUUUACUGUUUUUCCACUUGCAAACUCUAAAGUUUCAUGUACUUCUAGCUUGAUGUUAAACGUUUAAUUUAGGGACUGUUCAUUUUUAUACGACAGGAGGGGGCUGAUGAGAUUUGAGGAAGAGUCAUUUGGAAUUUUGUAUGCCCCCCAGCUUGCCAAACGUUUCUUGUAUAAUGCCCCCCCCCCUUCCCCCUCAUCAGGCGAUACUUUUAUGGGUUUAGAGCUUCAGUUCUACUUAGAACUACAUCAGAUGUUGGUUUCUACUUUAUUUAACACUUCUGUAAGCCCGUCACCAAGUCCAAGCUUUCAGUCUCAAAAAGCGUGUCUACAAUAUACAAGCCUCUCGCUGUUCAUUAGUCCCAGCGCUUCAGGUUAGUACUCUGCAGUUUUAGUCACUUUCUGAAGUUCGCUGCUUCAUUUCAAGCAAUGUGCUUCCUUAUAAUCCAUUAGGGUCCACGAUCCAAAAUAUGUUUUUCUGAGAGUCUGUCAGUCCUUUAGUCAGCUGAUUAAGUCGACAGUUGAGCCUUUGGAGCUAUCUCACGCCAGAUUCAUUCAAAAUGUCACCCUAUUUAAUAAACUAUGGUGUUUAGUAUUCUUGAGUAUAAUUAUGGAUAUACACCAUAUGUUAGUUUGCUUUGUCUUUCAGUGGGUACUUCAGCAAGCGUGUCCAGAAGUGUAAUCUUCUCAGUGUUAACAAGCGAGUCUUCAAGUGUCUUACCAUCAAUCAGCGCAAGCUUACCUUGUGAGUCUUUUUUUUCCUGCCUUUUUUGUUCUUUUGCGGAGUAUUUACUUAAAGCUUAAUUGAGGUGGAGAAAUUAAAGUUUGGGGGAAAUCCUGUAGGAUCGUAGCCAGAUUAGAUUGAAUGAUAAGUGCAAGUGGGUAGUGGAACGAUACUUUUAUUGGAAAUUUUGAGUCUUCUUUACAUGGUCUCUUUUCUCCGUCCUCUGUUUGGAUGAAUCGUGAUUUGGGUAUGGUUUUUGAAGAUCAUUUCCCCAUGCACAAGUCGGAUGACGAUGUUGUCUUUGACCGUUAAAAGUGAUGACAUCACAGACGGUACAAGGAACAUGGGUACGCAAGGGCGGUUACGAGCGGUCGAUCAUGAGAGGUGAAUGGGUUAACGCCUUUCCUCAGAUCAUGAAAAGUAUGAGAAAGUGCCUCACCAAUUGGCGACGAAGCCAUGACAAAUGAAGAAACACUGUCCUAGACAGUUAGUGAUUUAGUCAAUGUUGAAACGUUGGAGCUACUCAGCGCUAGGUUCGUCUAGAAAUUUACGGACUCCUUCCACUUUGCAAACUCUGAAGGUUUAUGUAAUUCUAGCUUGGUAUUAAAGGCUUCUUUUAUGUUGUUUAGGACUCCUACUUAGUACGAUAUUAGUGAUGUUGGUAGCUUUUUUCUGUUACAGUAAGCACUUCUGCAAGCGUGUCAACAAGUCCAAGCUUUUCAGUCUCAAAAAGUCUCUUGCCGUCAAUCAGUCCCAGCAUUUCUGGUGAGUACCCUGCAAUUUUAGUCACUAAGUUUGCUGCUUCAGUUCAAGCAAAGUGCUUCGUUAUCCAUUGGCUUCGACAUCACAAAAAUGUUUCUCUGACAGUCGACACAGUUGAAACUUUGGAGCUACUCUAACGCUAAGUUCAUCCAAAAUGUCUUCCACGUUAAGAAAUAUGGUGUUGAGCGGGCUUCUCAAGUAUUUUUUUAUCUAAUAUGUUUCAGGUUUAUCGAUCGAUUUAGUUUAUUUUAUCUUUUAAUCAGGAAGUGUUUCAACAAGUCAAAGUGCCCUAAACUCACAAAGUCAGUCUGAAAGUAUCUCACCAAAAGUCAGUGGAAGUGUGUCGUGUGAGUCUAUAAUGGAUUCCGAAAGUCGUUGUGCAUUGGCACUAUUGAAAAAUGAUUCUCCGUCAGUUAGUCAGAAAGUCAUCCCUACUACUUUUCAAGGCUUUGUGGUCACUGGCGAUUCUGAUACGUCACAUGUUGGGUAUUCAAAACUUCCCCGUCCAUGUCGGAUAUUGGAAUUGACCUAUCGCUCCAACCAUACUCUGCGAAAGCUCUGUCGAAUCUCCCAAAUAACCUUGCGCUUUGAUACGUGCCAUACAAAAAUCUGACUUCUUAGUUCUCGCGACAUUUUAGUUUUACAGAGCUGACCUUUUGUUUAGGGAAUCGCGUUGUGAUUUUGUACUUGAUUACUUAGUUCUUCGGUUUGUUUAUUCGUCUUCAGGAUAUACACCAUUUAGUUCGCAUGCACUACCAGUUCCUGUGGACUUUCUGUUUCAUGUGCCAGCAGACUGUGAUCAAAUCUGUACAAAUACCCCAGGAAGCUAUAGCUGUUCUUGUGUCAGCGGGUAUCAACUGUCGUCUGAUGGAAAAUCAUGCGUAGGUGAGUCCCUUGAUAAGUCUUGAACACAAUAAACGCACGAGUGCCUUUAUUGUCUUCUCUUAUUUAUUGACACAAUGAUUAGAGAGAGAGAAACAGUAGUUUUAUGACCACCAAUUCUGGCAAACUAUUCAUGCAUUGUAUGGGAAAAAAUGAAAUGGAAUCGGGAGUGCCACGCUAUCUUAUCACCAAGAUGAGUAAACUAGGUUUCUCUAGAGACUUUCUGAUAUGGACACUCAAUUAUGUCAUGCAUCGUAAACAAUUAGUACAGAUCGAUAACACGUGCUCAGAGGUUAAAAACGUGAAUUUUGGGGUUCCCCAAGGCUCCAUCCUAGGCCCGGUGUCAUUCAAUUUUAAUGUUGUUGAUCUUCAGGAGAACGUAAAAGUCAAAUGCUUCCAGUAUGCGGACGACACAACAAUCUAUGAUCAUGCCAAAAUAUCUGACCUAAAUGACUGUAGAAACACUAUCUACCAAUCCAUUAAUAAAGUAAGUGUCUGCUCUAAGGGGAGUUACCUCGCCUUUAACAACGACAAAACCAAGGUUAUGAUCCUGUCGAGCUUCUGAGGCUUCGGAAACCUACAAAAUCAUCCUGUUUCCUUGAAGAUAUACGCGUCCCUUUUGAUUGUAAACAGCAAAUCAGUACUAAACAUUAAAAGCAGAAGACGUCUUACGUCAUUGCAUUUAAAAAGACGUCCAUACAAAGUUAUUUUAGGUGGAAUCCGUGCUAAACACUUUGCAAGUUCACUGAAAGUCUUCAUUUGCAAUUUUUGUUUACCCUCCAACGCCUCGCUUUCAUGACUAGGCACCAGUUUUUUCCCGCCUUUCCGCCAUUUGUGAAUACGGUGUAUUAUUUUACACUAUAUAAAGCUUCGAGUUUAAACCUUAACCCUAUUCAGACUGGGGGGGGGGCUUUUCGACCCCCCCUCCGGCAAAAUCGUGAUAACUCCUAAACCGAAAGAGUUAUGACGUUCAAAUUUUCUGACUUUUCCUAAAAUUUAUUUAGGAACAUUUUGGUGUAAUUACCAUGUCCAUGUGAUUAAUCAUGUUGCCAUGGCAACCAGUUUCUGACACAUAGGUUUUGGAAAAUUUAAAAAAUGGUGAUUUUUUUUUUAAGAUCGCGUUUUUACACUUAUAGUGCUUUGUGUUGUUAAAAUGGUCUUUGCCUGGGACUAGAUUUUGAAUUAAAUCAAAAUGUUUCAACAUCGAAUAUUUGGGGGGGAGGGGUGGGGUAAAAUUUGUCACUUUUUUGCUUUGACAAAUAUGCUGCUCUAUUUUCCAAAUAACACUUCCAAAGUCAUUUGUUUGGGUAAUAAACAUUAGUUUGAUACUUCUUUUAUAUAUUCUGAGCUUUUUCCCCUUUGAAAGUUGCUUUAAAUUAUAAUUUUAACAAAAGAACGGAAAUCCAAGAUCGCGGAUCCAAGAUGGCGGACAACCAUUUCAAAUUUUAAAUUUUAUUGCUUCCUAUUGCUUUUUCUCGCUGUACAAGUGUUUCCUUGUUACUAGUUCAUAAGAAAGGAUAACAAAGAGAUGACUUUACCAAUAUUAUUGAUAUUUUACGUAUCUAAGUGGAAAAAUAAGAAGAAACAUUGAAAAAUCGGAAUAUGACGCCACUGUGACGUCAUCAUUGGGCGUGGCAAGUCAAAACUGGGUGUGGAGCUUCUUUGUACGGAGAUGAUCAUUGUGUGUAAAUUUCAUGACCCUAGCGUUAUUGGUUUCAGAGAUACAGAGGGGGGGUGUCCGAGAAGCCCCCCCCCACCCCCAGUCACAGAUUGACCAAAAAAGGCCAGUCUGAAUAAGGUUAAAAUAAUUUGAUAAAAAAGGGUUAGCUUUUUCGUCUUUCUUCGGCGCCGCAAAUUUAUACGACGAAGUCACGGUUCGAGGUUGUCCGUUAUAGUGAGAAGUGAUGCCAUUUGCUUUUAUUGAAAUGAGUGGAUGAAAAUUGAUCGCUCUUUUUUGUAUAAAAAACCAUCUCCAGUGACAUACAAAAUCAACUAUUACAGCUGAUUCUUAAGUCGUGGCACAAACCGAUUAAUAAAAUGGAUUUACAAAGAGAUAGGAAUUGCUCUUACUGAAAGAAAAAACAACUAGCUUAAUAACGAACAGCCCGCAAACCACUAAGCUGAAACUUAUGUCAUGUUAGGCCCCUUUCAAACGUGGAAUUUCUUAUGAGUACCGAACACCUAUUUCAGUCGAAGAAGAUAAUAAAAUACGGCAGUUGAUUCAGACGUCGGAUAUAGUGGUGCCAAAUUUAAAUCUGUUUGUUGUAAAUAUUCCCAGUCUCUAGAAACAAUUGUUCCCAAUAUGGAUAAGGGUUUCUAUAAUUAAUGCAUUAUAUUCGGCACAUGUGAAAUGUGACUUCUAAAUCAAAUGUUGAACCUAAGUCGAAUUUUCGACUGUAAUUCAGUCGAAGAUUCGGCAAAGUCGUAUUUAAUUUGAAACUGUUGAUUCAGACGUCGUAUCUCAAAGCAGUUACCUCCGAAUUAAAUUAGGCACCUGUGAAAUUUGACGUUUGAACUGGGUAAUGGUAACAGUGUCCAGUAUUACUAUAGUAAAUACCAGUAGAGGCGCUAUGAUACAUAUGGCAUUUUUUUAUAUAUUCCUGUAUAUUCUGCUUUCAAUUUACCACAUUAUGUUACUAGCUAUAUGCACCACACAGGUAAAAAAGAGAGUAAAAAAAAAAAGAAAAAAAAGAAGGUCACGAAAAAUUUGCUUCAAGGAGAUUCGAACCUGGACUCUCCGAAUACGUUAGAACUAAAAGUGAACGCCUCUAUCCACUGGACCACCUCGGUAAGGGCUGACAAUUAAAGAGGUAUAUAUUCUUUCUCUAUGGUGAUUGACAGUUUUUAAGGAAGACUUUUCAGUUUCCGUGUAGAAUUAAAUCUUUAACUGAUUGAAGCCAGACGUAAAGCUCACAAUAAACCCAUUAAUACUCUUUCAGGCUUGGUCCAUGCCGGGGAACGUUUAAGAAAUUUAUGAUCGAUCUCGCGGCUACCGGCUGAACAGUAUGACCGUACGAUUCUCUCCCUGCUCGUAAGGUGUCUUCUCAUCGGUCGCGGGAAAACAUUAACACAACAUUGUUUAUCAUUAUUUCCAUUUUUUUUAGGUUAGAGUAGCAAACCACUUGGCUUUUAGCGUUAGAAGAACUGCUACAUGAUCUCUCUCCCGAGAAUGAAGAAAAACAAUAUGGCCGCCAAAUACAUCCUUUAAGCUUUCAAAGUUCUCCUUUAUUAACAAACGUUGAACAUCUAUUUUGGCAAACAAACAGUUAAGUUGAAAAAGGAUUUUACAAAAGUCUCAAAAAGUAGGUCUCCUUUUUGAUUUUAAUUUGCAAUAUUGGUCAAUUUACGCAACUUUUAAACUUCUGGCUCAGUUUUUGUUUGCUUCUGUUUUGAAAAUGGAAUAAUAAUUACUUAGGGGUAAUACAGUGUAAAGAUUUGUAGAGAAAAACAACAAAAACUUGCAGAUUUAUGGCGAAAAAUGUACUUUAAAAACGAACUAAAAUAUUUAAAAUGCUCGGAUCAUGUGACUUAUAACAUCAUGUCCCUCUUUUGGUAAUGAAAAAAAUUGUCAGGUAGAACAUUUCUUUCCUGCCAAUUUUCUCUGCCAUGUGAUGAAACGUCAACUCUCUACUGCCCUUGGCCUAGUUUCCUGACUUCUUCGCUCAUGUUCAUUGCCCCCUUAAAUUUUAAAUUCCGGACGUAAACUGGUUAUUUUUAAAUGCUCCACACAACCAAAACCUCAAAUAUACUAUUUUAUUUUAACCCAAUGAUGAAAUCUUGUCACAGCAACAAAAAACCCUAAUUUAGCUAUGGUCACGUGACGGAUGACGUCAUCACCCUAGACGUGACAUGAGAAGAUAUUCUAUGGUAAAUGUUGUUGUGGUCUGAUAUUCUUCCACGUAUUAAAUUGUCAAAGAUAUAAAGCUGUCAAAAAAGAUUGCCUCAAAGGAUUAUGGGAUAAUUUUUAUGAUAAUUAUAAUUUACAUUUAAUUAUAAUUAUUAUUAUUGUUGUUAAUUUUUUUUUACUUCUUGUUUACUUUAGAUAAGGCUAUCUGGAAAGCGCAGCGAGUUAUUUCUUUCGGACUUUUAUUGGUCAGCGCAUUAGGGUGAAAUGUUGGCUUGAUACGGUCGAACCAAACUUGCAAAUAACCGUACCCAACAAUUUCUGAUGACAAGCCUAUCACCUUUGUCCAGUUACCAGCCAGAAUGUGAAAACAAAUUACAUGUAGCAGAUAACAAUAUUUUACCGUGCAAGACUGGGUCUAACGUCUCCACCGUUUUUUUUUUUUUUUUUACAAGUUUGCGGCAAUGACAGUAAUUAAGAGCGGAUGUCAGUAAAUAUCGACCAGAGGUCUACAAAAGUGAAAAAUCGAAAAUUCUCAAAAAAAUUCACAAAGUAGCGCUAGGUAAGCUAUUAACAUAAAUGUAAUUUUUACUUCGAUCCGAUAAUUAUUUUCCACGUACGGGGGGGUUAUUGGUUUCGCGGCUCUCGGACCGGGUUUUCCAGGCCCGAGACCAUGUGUCGCAAAAAAAUCGUUUUAAAAUUCAAAUCCAAUGUAAUGUGGACAACAAAAACUUAUUCAGAAGAGUACUUAAUUGCACACAUUCUAAGUGGUGAUUUACGCAGUUUGAACGAAAGUGUAAUAUUUUGAAGAUUUUUCAUUAUUUUCAAUAUUUUGAUCGUUUUCGUUCAAUGAAAAAAUGGCAAAUUUCAAAGCCCAAAAUCGUCGACUGGUACCUCGAUUUCAGUAACGAGUCUUAUACCACGUUAAAGAGCGUUAUAUCUUCUUUCAAAAUCUGUUUUCAAAACUACGGGCAACUUAAAAGAAAAUUUUUGAGGCCAAAAAAUACAAGUAGUACUUUUCUGAAAUUUGAGCUUUCCAGACUUAGCGGGCCGAUGCUAAAAACUUGGAAAAAUACAGUAAGAAAUCAGUUUGAGCAAUAGUGGUUUCAUGUUAUCAGCUUUCAGAAACCAAAACGUGUUUAUACAGCGAUCUGAUAUAAAUUAAUGCGGUUUGCUAUCAAGAAAAGCAGAUUUAAGCUGUCAACUCCUGCCAAGUGCACCAGUCAGGUAAAGUUGUCAAAGGGAGGGCAAAGCACUAAUAUAAAAAGUCUUAAAAUUCAAAACGUUUUACGUCCAUGAAAUCAGAUUUUAGCGUACAAAACAAUGUUGUGAAUGUCUGUUAUUCGUACCUUAGCAUGGUGUUUCCAUAUAUUGGAAAUGUCAAGUAUCCACAGGGGAGAACAUACCAAACAACAACGUUUCAAAUCCAAGCGCCGAAAGAUCGUAAACGGCAAAGAUUGCGUUACAUUUCACAGAACGACCGCUUACCACUGUUGUCACUCCUUUUUUCGCUGGAAGCUACGAGGAGUUUUCAUUCCGUCAUGAGUGAUUCUUGAUCAGCGUUUCCUUGAAAGUACGACCCCGGACAGGUGAUAACUGGGGACGUUUCGUCAAGAUUCCUGUUGCUCAGUUUCAGGCUUUAGGGACCAGUCAUAAUUUAAGUUGGAGGGGGGAGUGGAGGAGAAAUUGUUUUUUAUUCCAAAUUUUUUCCAGACCCCCACUAAUAGCACCCAUGUUUUUUAGGUACCCCCCCUUCAAUCAUGUUAAAAGAUUUAAGGGCCCCCCUUUCUUAUACAUAAUACCCAAAUGGUAAUAACAAUAACAUUUUCUUUACUUUACCGUUCUUACUCACUGUCACUUCCGAAUGUGCCAACUAACAACAGAGAAGCACUUCACACUAAACUGAGAAAGAUAUUUCACCUAGAGCCUCUCAAACAGCUUAAAGAGCAAGGAUAUAUCAGUGAUUGUGUUAUAAUUGAGAUAAGACAAGCCAUCGAAAGGUGAGAGGCCGACAGGACCGCUUCAAGGAAGAAAGAAGAUAAUCAGCCAAAGCUUACUGCUUUUUAUAUAAGCAGUACAUGCUCUAAUACCGAAAAACUUGACGGUGACACAGACAGUGAGUCCGCAUCAACCUCAUCUACAAAUAAUGAUUCGGAUAGUGAGAUUGCAUACCAUGACUUUAUGCAUGUAAUCAUUUGUUAAAAUGCCGAUGAAAUUGUUUCAGUGUUACACAAUAAUGGAUGUUGUGUUGAUGCACCUACUAUUUGAGCAUUAAAUCUUUUUGUAAAAAUGCUGAUUAAAUUGUUUUAGUAUUACACAAUAUAGGACUUUGUGUAAAACUGAAUCAAAAUCAGGUCCUUUAAUACUCAAACAUCAUGCUGCUCAGUAGGGAUGCUACUUAAAAGAAACUUGAAGACCCCCCAAGGUCAUCUUUUGGCAUUUUAAGGCCCCCCAUAUUCCAUCCAAAAAAAAAUUGAAGGCCCCCCAAUUUCUCCUCCACCCCCCCCUCCAACUUAAAUUAUGACUGGUCCCUUAGCAGGUGCGUAGUCAGGAUGUUUCCGGAGGUACGCCCAACUUUUUCUACAUCUUCUUCCCCACCUCCCCGCCCCCCGCACCCCAAAUCUCAACAUUUUUUUAAGGUGCCUUUAUUAAAGGUGGGGUUAACGGUUGUAAGCAUUUUUGCUGUUUAUGAAAUGACACAACCUCUAAAAUUCUUUAAUUCUGUCGGCUUGUUAUGUUCAUUGACGUCAACCGUUUAUCAUUAAUUCAGCUAUUAAAAAUCAAGCUUGUAGUACCUUCGACUUUAGUUUACAAAUGACUCUUUUUACCCCUUUUUGUCACAUUAUUUUUGACCGAAAAAAGCACCACACAUUGACGUAAUUGUGCCCUACUUCGUCUACUCCGAAAACAGGUCGUGGAGAAAGCAACGCGUUCACGCUUUACAUCAUCAAGCUUGCUCAGAAGCCCAUCAAAUUUGAUGGGCUCCUGGAUUGCUAUAUAAAUAAAUCAUCCAAGAUUCGGUUCUCCAAUUAAUGUCGUCGCUUCUCUGGAAACCGAUUUUUUUUUUAGUUAUGUUUAUUUCAUUCUAUUUUUUUUCCUCAAUGUUUUCGGGUACGCAUGUGCAAACCGUGCGUACAAGUAGCUACGCCCCUGUUUAGUCUCCUUAGCCCUGAGCGUUCCUCUCUUGCGGUUUUCGCGGGAGUUCAGGAUGUGGUCCACCCAGUAUUUCACGUCUCUUUUAAAUGAGAGGUAGCACUUCUUGUUUACCGUUUCGUUAUCAGACAGCGCUUAGGCUCUUAGCCUUUCAUUUAAUUUUGAUCAAAUUUUUCUCAUUUAGUUACUCAGUAUACGUUCGAUCCUGUCCUUGUAAACUUAUACUUUUAUACUUUAGGGGAGCUUAAUUCCUAUAUUAAUUUUUUCUUCGUUUAGUGUCGUCCAAAAGACCCAGUUUUUUGGCUUUUUUUGAAAAAGAAAGAAAAAGAAACGACAAGGUUUAUUUUUUUGGGACUUAGAUUAAUUCUUUUAAUCUAAAAAAUUAGCAUUAUAACAUCAUUUCGAGGCAUAAAACGUUCCGUGGUGUAUCCUCUUUGCGUUUUACCCUUCUUGGGCCUUUUUUAAUGAAAUUGACCAUCAAAUUUUCCGCCAUAUUAAAUUUGUGUCGAUUUGGUGACCAUGUCUUGUUGUUUUCAGUCUCCACGGCAAUGAUGCUGGUGUUUCAGGCCUCCCGUUCUCAGAUUUCUUGUGAUUUUUUUUUUUCACUCCACCGACCGACCCACCCAAAACCAGGAAACCUAUUCGACGCUAAACGAACGAAAAGGGGAUGACCUAAGCCUUAUGGUUUCUUUUUGGGCUUCCUCACCACAUUGCUUCUGCGUGUUUCUGUAUACUUGUCUCCUGCUUUGUUUUGUUCUUUUUUGUCGGUAAAAUAAACUGAAACUGUACAAAGACCCUCAAUAUUCCCUUUGCAGGUUCUCGAACGCGCAUAAAAAAAAUGAAAAAAGCGAUGAUUUAUUGACCGCAAGGGCAAUGGGGUGGGGUCAGGGCUCGUUACUGCGCUCCAGUUCACUCGUACGCUGUCAAACGGUCCCGAAAUACAAAAUGAAAAAUGACUGUGGACAGACUAUUCACGUCUAGACAUCAGGCAUCUUUUAAGAUGGGACUUAUCGCCUCUCCCUGUUCAUGGAGUUGAUUCAAGGUGUUGACGUUAAUUUCGUGAUGCCCUGCAUGUUGCCAGGACAUGUUUCAAAAGGGCCUUUCCAAAGGUACGGAGUCCGCCGUCACGUUGUCAACCGUUCGAGAAAUGAUGUACUUCACAAAAACAAAGAGAAGUUAUUUUCGAUUUGCCCCGCCCCCUACCCCCGAAAGUCCCCGACAGGACCGCUUCAAAGUACUCCCCAUGUGGUUGCGCGGGGGAUAGUAAAAGGUCUACCUAAUUGCACCAUGCAUCAAUGACAGUUUAGCUCAAUCAGAAACCCGUUUUCCCUUGCUAGUUCAAGGUGUGUGCACCUCCUUUAAGCUGUUGUUUUCGGUUCUUACUGAAAUUUUUGAUCUUGAGGAAAUUCACAACGACAGGAGCAGGUUAUGGGCUUUUUUCCUAGCCCUAAUCCUACAUCACGAGAAAUACCUCAGGUAAGGCAAGAAUUCGAUAAUCGUUCCAUAAUCAUCCAUUUUUUCACCGCGUGAAUUGGGUAUGUUUAGCUUAUUUCGAGGAAAUACUUUUUGCUUCAAAUCCUGGGUGGGCUUUUAAACACAUUUUUUAAGCCAAAUGGUUUUUGCGAGAAUCUGCUUACCCGAACUUUUCGCAUAAAAAACGACAAAUCCCCGAAAAAAAGCUCAUGUUGUUGUUGGUGGUGGCAUAUUUCCGAUAAAUCCAGCUCAAUGUCUCGUGAAGAAGAGUUCAGAUCCGUGCCCCGCGCCUCUCGAGGCGAGCGUUCCGUCGAAAUGCGAGCCCAAAAACAGGUGGUAAGCGGUCAAUCUGUGAAACGUAACGCAAUCUCCGUCGUUUGAGAGCAGCCGAAGAUGCUCUUGCCGAUGCUGUCCUUGAUGUUUCUUAUUUCCAGUAUCUAGGAAACCCAUGCUAAGGUAUGAAACAUACACUCGUAGGCAUUGUUCUGUCCGCUAAAGUCUAAUUCCUGGACGCAGAAACGUUCUGCUUUUUGAAGUUUAUUAUUGUGGUCAUUGUGCUUUGCCCUUCAGACAACCUUACGUCACUCGUGCGUUUGGUAGCAGAAGAUGGCUAAACUCUGCUUUUCUUGUUGGAAAACGGCUUUAAAUUUUAUCAGAUCGCUCGAUAAACACGUGUUGGUUUCUGAAAGCUGAUAACGUUAAAUCACUGUUGCUCAAACUGAUUUCUUAUUGCAUUUUUCUGAGUUUUUAGCAUCGACCCGCUGAGUCUGGAAAGCUCAAAUUUCAGAAAAGUACUACUAGUAUUUUUUGGCCUCAAACAAUUUCUUUUAAGUUGCCCGUAGUUUUGAAAACAGAUUUUGAAAGAAGAGAUAACGCUCUUUAACGUGGUAUAAGACUUGUUACUGAAAUCGAGGUACCAGUCGACGAUUUUGGGCUUUGAGAUUUGCCAUUUUUUCAUUGAACGAAAACGUUCAAAAUAUUGAAAAUAAUGAAAAAUCUCCAAAAUAUUACACUUUCGUUCAAACUGACUAAAUCACCACUUAGAAUGUGUGCAAUUAAGUACUCUUCUGAAUAAGUUUUUGUUGUCCGCAUUUCAAUGGAUUUGAAUUUUAAACCGAUUUUUUUGCGACACAUGGUCUCGGGCCUGGAAAACCCGGUCCGAGAGCCGCGAAACCAAUAACCCCCCGUUCGUGGAAAAUAAUUAUCGGAUCGAAGUAAAAAUUACAUUUAUGUUAAUAGCUUACCUAGUGCUACUUUGUGAAUUUUUUUGAGAAUUUUCGAUUUUUCAGUUUUGUAGACCUCUGGUCGAUAUUUACUGACAUCCGCUCUUAAACAUUUUCUGUUUAGGAUAGAGACUCAUCGGUUUAAUUGCUGUACUCUUCAUUAUAGAUAUUGACGAAUGUUCAACAAACAAUGGUGGCUGUAGUCAUUACUGCUACAAUAUUCCUGGAUCAUUUUUCUGUGGAUGCCCUGAGCGGACAACUAUGGCAUCCAACAACCUAACUUGUGUUGGUAAGUAUGAGGGUUCUUUCAGCUUAAGGAGAUUGCCCAUUCAAUUAAUCCUGCAGUACGUUUUUAACCAGGGAUUCUAAGGAACGUGCUUUAACUGCAAUAAACAUGCAGUAUUUGAGAUGAAUGUCAGUAUUUUUGAUGCUGUUGGGAGUGCAGAUUUAGCAAAGCUCAGUGUCUAGGGGACAUGAAAAGAGAUGAGACAUCCAUCAUGGAAUAAAAAACGGUUUUUAUGAUUUUGUUCUGCUGUUUCAGUGUGUUGAUUUGGGUUUUGUUUUGUUGUUGUUGCUGUUUUGUAUCUUUUUUUAAUUUCCUUUUGCUUUGUCGAAAGCAUAAAAAAAGUAAGUUAACUCAGGUACCCUAUGUAAUAGAUCUUAGUUUAGGUGAGUUUCUUUUAAAAGCGCACAAAGAGGCCUCGGGCCUCGCUUUCAUGACUUAAGAAUCUACAUUUUGAUGUCCCGGAUGAGCGGUCAACGCUCCUCACCUGAAGCAGUAGAAAUGCAAUAUUGACUUGUCACUUUCUCUCUAAACUUCAGUGAAUGAUUUUUAAUUAUUUCCAUCAAAAAGCAUUGGCAUAAAGAUUACUUAAUUAUGGUCUGUGACACGUUUUAUUCCCCGUAUCAAACUCCGUUCGGUUUUUCGUGUAUUCCAGAACCUGGAGCGACAGUGACAUGUAACGAGGACAACAUGACCAUUUCUUUGGAGAAGCAGACAUUUCCGUUUUUUGAUGCCAAUAACCUUCACCUACGCUAUUCUUCCUGCAGGUAAAGCUGGUGCAUCGUGAUGAUGAACCCAUGAAAUUUAAGAUACUUCAUUGAUAUCUCUACAUGUUUGGUGUAUUUUUUUAGGCAAGUUGAAAAACACAGUUGAACCAAACGUCUACAUAAAACACGCUCGCGAACUGUGAGAUUUACUUGCCUUUAGAAUUAUCCUGGAAUUCUUUAUUGUUUUCUUGUGAAAUUCCGGGCAACAACGCAACCUCCUUCUAUCAGAGUUACCAAUAUUUCCUUUGUAUUUUCUUUAUGAAUUUUUGAUAAUUUGUUCAAUUGUUGGGUCUGUUUUUUGAUCUUUCUUAACUACAGGGCCACUCAAAAUUCAACACAUGUUUCAAUCAGCACCAAUCUGAAUGCUUGCGGGACACUGGUUAAUGAAACAGAGGAUGCAUUAAUCUUCUGGAAUGAAAUCCGUGUGGAUGCAGUGAUUACUGGCAACGUUAUCACCAGAACGCACGACAUUAAUCUUCGAUUUCACUGCAGCUAUUCCAGAAAGAAAAUGCUAAGCGUUCAAUUCCAAACACAACAAGUUUAUAUUGGAUCAGAAGGUGCUUUGAUUAAUCAUUUAUUUAAUUUCUCUUCUUUAUACAUUUAGAUCGCGAUAUUGAACAGGUAGUUCUCACAUAAGUAAACCUCGAAUACUUAUAGUGCUCGUAAGGAAGGCAUUUCGGUGAAAUGACAUUUCCCACGUAUUUCCCCCCCUUUUUUUUCGCAGUUAUUUUAUUCGAUCAAAAAUGGUUGAGUUAUUUUAAAAGGCCUGGAGUAGUGGCCUCAUAAGAAACGACUUUGGGGUGACCGUAUAUUUUUGCUGAUGAAACGUGAACUUACAGAUGAAGCAACCAUUUUGAAGUAAUGAAAAAAAUCGAUACCAGUUCAUUUAUUGAGAGAUUUUAAAAGUCAUUUUAAUGUACAAAUUUUUGCCCGAGAUCCGAGUCACCGACCAUUGGGAAUUAGGGUGUUAUUGCCACACCAGUGGCAAAAACUAAGCUUUUCCUUACCUUCAAAAUCUUAGCCUUUCCAUAGGUCUCUUAUCUCUCCGAAGGUCUCUGAUCUCCACGCCAGAAAUACAUGGAUACGCGUCUUAUACUUCACACCAAGACCUUUUCGAUAGUUAACUCUGCUAUCGCUUCAGUUGCUUUCAAGAAAAGAGUAGCAUUAAGCGGUGAAAUCGCGUUGUUAUCUCACAUCUAAAGUGAUUAUGUGAAAACCUAUGGAGGAGGCUACCCCAUUCCCAUAAAAACCACACUUACGUCCUAUUUUUUUCAUUUUAGCUGGAUAUGGGAACUUCACUUUCAGAAUGGACUUUUACAGGACUGCGGCGUUUGCCACGCCUUACACUGAAAACGACUACCCAAUAUCUAUCCCUUCAAACGAGUUCCUUUAUGUGAAGUACAGUGUGGAGGCUAGUGCUGACCUAGUGAUAAUGGCCGAAAACUGCAAGGCUACGAGAUAUGGAAAUUUUUACUCCUUGCCGCAGUACACUGUUAUACAGAAUGGGUAGGUAUAAAACAAGAUUAGAAUCUUAAAAUUCAAUCUUCUUAUCAGUUAUUUAUGUACAUUUACGUUUGUGCGCCUAUUUUUGUUUUUGCACCAAUGAACUGUAUUAUAAUUCGAUGCAACUUUUUCUUCCUUUUCAUUGGUCGAGGACGCUUUUCUCCUUCUUGCGAAUCGCUUUUGCGUGAAAAUGGCAGAUCGCUUCGAUUCGCAAAUAACAAAAGCACAAACUCGGUGAUCGAACGAUAAGACAAUUAUUGAACUCGGUUAUAUCGCAAAAUAACGUGAUUUUUCAGAGUCUCGCAGAUCAAUAAUAUUUAAUAAUCAAUGAUGAUCUACUCGCCACUAACAAAUCACGGUGCUCAAUCUCGUCCAAUAAUUGUUAAUGAUGUCUGUGUCGCCAUGACAACCAAUUGUAGGUGCCCACGAGAUACAACUAUGGAGUACACGUACUAUCCAACAGCGAGCUCUCAACAGUUUAAAAUGAGAUCGUUCAGGUUCUUCAACGAUUAUGAUGUGGUUUACUUUCACUGCGAGCUGUUGGCCUGCUACAGAUACAAUUAUAAUUCCAGGUACGUUUGUCAAGAGGUCUAGAAAUGCUGUUUAAUUACUUGGGAUAUCGAUUUUUCCUAUGUACUUAAGCUGGUAUAAUGCGUAGACAGAUAACUCCUGGAAAAAUUCUCGUUAUGGGUGGACACUGAGAAAAAAAAAAUGCGAAUUUAAAGAGUUUCGUUAAAACUCUGUAUUUUCAUUAGGCUACUUGUGGUGCAGCCCAUUUCUCCGUCAAAAAAAGACAAAAUGGCGGAUGUAUCACCCAGAAGGCAUUGCGUGCCCUAACCCCUGCAGUAGGGCCGCUAAUUGUACUAUUCUCUGGAAGGGAUGGGUCAUUUCCAGAGGAACAAAAAUCUUUGGAUGCCCGAGGCAUUUGUGGGGGACGGAUUUUGCUUUUUGGCUCCUUUCACUCAUUCCUUUUCUUAAAUUCCGGAGUACUUCCCUCCCUCUUAGGAUAUCUAACCCACCUCUAUCUCUUUAUUUCUUGGAAAAAUAGUAGUAGGACUAGCUAUACACCCAGCCCAGUAUCGCCUGGGGAAAUACAUACAUCAAUACGUACAUCUUCCUGAGGAAAUACGUACAUCAAUUUCCUUAGGUCUCUUUAAGAGAAGUUCCCAUAGAUGGUUUUUUGAUCAGUACUCCUACACGGCAAAUACGUAAAACAGUUUUUGAGAAUUUUUGAUUCAUUUUCUAUGUUUGACUGAUGUUUUUUACCGUGUAUAAAUAAAGUUAUCAUUCAUUCAUUCAUCGCCUGUUAAAGGCGUAUUAUCAAUCAUCAGGAAACAUUAAAUUAUUUCGUCGACCAUUGUCAUCAACUAAUGAACAAUUCUUUUCACCACAGAUGCAGCAGAGGUUGUUUAACCAGCAAAAAAAGAAAGAGAAGAGAGAUAGAUGACAAGUUAGAACACGACGAAAGUACCAACAAAUAUACUCUCACAAGCGGCCCGAUAAAGAUCGCAGAGAAAUCCAGAGAAGGAGGUAAAUAGGCCUUAAUUGUAUUAUGGUUCGGGGCAGCUAAUUUAAAACUAGCUCCGAGGUCAACUAAAAUUGAUCAUUCCUGCGGACGAUAACCCUGUCCCUGAUAAAAUAGUCAGUCUGAUCAUAUAUGGCUUAUUAGUCAAGUUUGUUUGGUUUCGUUGCUUUUUUAAUUAGCUCCUUUAUCGCCAUGGGCGAACAAGCUUGGUCAAAACUUUUUGUAGUUGUUGUUGGUUUUGAGCUCAGUCCAAUCAACCACUUCCCCCACUCCCCUCCUGGGCAACCUUAAGUUGUUUCAUUGGUGGUCAGUUUUUGUUUUUCUUUGUUUGUUUGUUUGUUUUUUUGCACGUAUGCGUCAUCAUUUUCUUUGCAACAUUCGCCACUUUGGAAACGAAAAGGCAACUGUAUGAUACUGGGGAUGAGCCGGUCAGGUAUUGGCCAUUUUUUGCCCUAUUCAAGUUAUUCUUUUGUUUACUUCUUCAUCGCUGAGCCGUAAGGAUCAGUUUGCCGUUUUAUAUUUUCUACACUUAACAGUCUCAGGAGUCUGCGAAAGUUGACUCGGCCCAGUUUCCUUCACGGCAUUUCUAAAGAGGCGGAUGCUGGUCUUGCAUCUGAGUUUUCUUCAGGGAUUUAUGACAUUUUAUCUUUCUUAGUGAGUUUUCCUACAGCGACUGGACCCUUUUAAGGUGGCUUGACCCAGUAUUUUUGUAGGUACACCUUCCAUCUAUGAAUCUUUUAUACUUAAACAAAUUGAUCUUUAUUGUAAAAACAUUAUAACACAUGUAUUACACGUAGACUAAACUUUGUUAUGAUAUUAACAUGUGAAUCAGUAAAACGCAAUCCUGAGCUCUUUUAGUGUUUUCUAAGGCUACUUUCACGAAAACAGCGAUUAAACCAAAAUUCGUUCAAUGGACACGUAAUUCGGGGGAUUUUAUAGUACACUGAUCAAUUGCAUUACUGAAAUUUUUUGAAGAAAAUCUAUCGACGAAUUUUGGUUUAAUCGCUGUUUUCGUGAAAGUAGCCUUAGAAAAUCCAAAAAGAGCUCAGCAUUGCGUUUUACUGAUAUGAUUCACAUGUUUUCAUGUUUUUUUCAAAAGCGCCUAAGUCUACUUGCGUUCAGCCGGUUGUAGAAUGUAUAAACUAAGGUCAUUUGCAAAACGAAUGAGUGAUAAAAACGUUUCGGAAACCUCUCAAAGGUAACAAAUUUGUCUGUAUUGAGUCCAGCCUUCAGUUCAUGCAUAAUAUAUACCCUUUUUGUAGAAAUUCCAAGAUACCUCAAAAUUCCUCUUACAGAUUUUGGUCGCACAGACGAGCACCUAAAGUAUUGUUGGUUUGCACUUGACGUCACUAAAAUUCAAACGACAAAACUAUCGAUGCUACCGAGAUCUUACUUUCACGAUGUAUUAGAAAAGCUGAAAACUAAUUUCCAUAAAAAUUUUCGCUUAAAAAGGGUUCUUGGUUUUGUGAUAGAGUACGCUUGAAUUUCUAAGCUUUUACGUGACGCGGCAUUUACUUGACGGCCAAGAGAGCUGUCAUGUAGAUUUACUACAUAAACAGUUUAUGUAGUAGAAAGAGUAUUACAAAUGUUUAUGAGUUCCUCGAAGAAUAAAUUCACGGUUUUUGUAGCAAAACUCGGUAACAGAUGUUUCUGCCGGUUUCCGUCCGCCAUGUUGGUGCUCAUCCAGGUGGGCACCAGCAUGGCGUCUCCAUACAGAUCUCUAUUAAUUUGGGUAAAACAUUUCUUCGGAUAUCUCGUAUACGAAAUAUUCCUCUGACCUGAAUCUUGGCGAGGGUCUUUGCAUAUUUACCUCCUUUCAUUUCCCAGAUUCUGGACUUAUCUACUGAACGGCUUUGAUUUUUAUUUUGAUCUAUUUUGAAUGGCGUGACACUGAAAACCAGCAAUAGGUAGCGUAAAGCAUUUCCAAAUAAAAUAUCGAUAAGGGCAAAAAUACUAUUUAGAGCUAAAACUUUUGCGACGUUAUUGUCACGUGAUCAUUAUUCCGAUCGCCCAAAAAAUAAUAUCAUAAUAAAGUUUAGUCUAUGUGUAAAACAUGUGUUAUGAUGGGUUUUAAAGUAAAGAUAAAUUUGUUUAAGUAUAAGAGAUUCAAAGAUGGAACUCAAGGUGUCGCUACAAAAAAGAAAAUGGUUCAAGCCACCUUAACACCGACUGAGGGAAAUGUUUCAUAUCGUAGGUACUGGGCAAGGCCAAAAUAUUGCUUUCAUUGGUGGUGCAGCUGCAGGUGGUGGACUGGCACUGAUUGCUAUCAUAGCCCUGGCUGUUUUAGCUGUUAAGUACCGCCUCGCACGAAAAUUCAUGAACAGGAACAAGGUUGAGCAUUUCUACACUGGGAAGGAUGAGCAAAUGAGCCGAAGAAACGCUUUCAUCCAGGAGGACGACAUGAUUGAAAAGAAAGACUCCUUCUAA
Messenger RNA from Porites lobata, 26580 nucleotides. NCBI's taxonomy places the organism in Eukaryota, Metazoa, Cnidaria, Anthozoa, Scleractinia, Poritidae. The record is from the annotation of a GenBank genome assembly.